Molecule: messenger RNA, 640 nt
Organism: Macrobrachium nipponense
Lineage: Eukaryota; Metazoa; Arthropoda; Malacostraca; Decapoda; Palaemonidae
Product: cytochrome P450 3A30-like
Exons: 6
Coding region: 1-474 (157 amino acids)
Molecular function (GO): monooxygenase activity; oxidoreductase activity, acting on paired donors, with incorporation or reduction of molecular oxygen; heme binding
Source: RefSeq, a predicted model, not a curated record
AUGGUUGGAAAGAGAUCAUUGACAAAUAUGGAAGCCAGAUUACUCUCAUUUAUUUGGCAUUUUGUUUACAGACUCUACACUGGCAGAGUACCUUGUAUUAUCGUCACAAAUCCAGAGGUCAUAAAAUAUGUCGGAAUCCGUGCCUUUGAGAAAUUCAGAAACAGGUCGUUCAGGUUAAUACUCAAUAAGGAUUUGCUCUCCCUUCGAGACGACCAUUGGCGAUCUGUGAGAUCCACACUCAGCCCAAGCUUCUCCCAGGCCAAGAUGAAGCUUAUGUUGCAGACCAUCAAUGAUGCUGUGUUUGUAACUCUGGAGAUUAUAGAAGAUCACGUUAAGCAGAAUAAACCCAUUGAUGUUUACGGACUUAAUCGUGGUCUUACCUUAGAAGUGAUUGGUAAAUGUGCCUUAGCGAUUGACGUCGAAUCUCAGAGGAACCCGGAUCAUCCGCUUCUUCAAAACUGCAAAACAAAUUAGCAAGACUUUUAAGGUCAACAGCUUCAGCAGGGUAUUACGAGCUUUAUUUCCAUUUUCAGAAAUUUUCUUACGAAAAUAUCUGGGAGGAUUUUUCGAAGAUCGAUCUGUCAAGAAGCUGAAAUCGGACAUCCUGGAGGUCAUUGAGAACAGGAAGAAUAUGCGGGUU